AUGGUCGACAACUUCGAAGACGUGCCCGACUCGACGGACUGGCUCUCGACGCCUCUCCCAGGCCUCUCUGCCGUCGAGGCCGCCCUACGAUGCCAGGUCUGCAAGGACUUUUUCAAGACGCCCAUGCUCACGUCAUGUUGUCAUACCUUCUGCUCGCUAUGCAUCCGUCGUGCCCUCUCCAACGACGGCAAGUGCCCCCUGUGCCGUGCCUCGGACCAAGAGUUGAAGUUGAGGAGUAAUUGGGCCAUGGAGGAAAUCGUCGAGUCUUUUGUGAAGGCGAGGAAAACAACAUUGGAAUUCGCCAGGACAGCGGGGCGAUCUGCCGUGGGAGGAUCGUCGCCUAAGAGGAAGUUGGCCGAGGAGGAAUCUGCGGCGGGCGAGCAGCAACCAGACGCGAAACGACUCAGGAGUUCAGCGAGACUCAGCAAGACGCGGGCCGGACAGGCUGCGGCUACGGUAUAUCAAGAAGAAGACUUCGUCUCCGAGCACAGAGAAGACGAUGUAGAAGAUGAGGGAGACGACGCAACCUUCACUCCAGAAGACGGCCUCGUCCCCUGUCCAAUCUGUAACACCCGCAUGAAGGAAUCACAAGUCUUCCGCCACCUUGACACCUGCCCGGGAACCCAAACACAACCCUCUCGCGCCAGCUCAAGCCGAACACCGACCCCUCAGACCUCCGCCCCCGCCCGGGGCGCGCCGCGACAGACCCCGGCCCCCGAGCGCCUCCCGGCUAUAGCCUACUCCAUGCUCAAGGACGUCGCCCUCCGCAAGAGGAUGUCGGACCUCGGCCUCUCGACAAACGGCACGCGACAGCAGCUGGAGAAGCGUCAUAAGGAGUGGGUGACCCUCUGGAACGCCAACUGCGAUUCCGCGCGCCCUAAACGUCGUGCGGAGCUGCUGCAUGACCUCGACGUGUGGGAGCGCACGCAGGGUGCCAAAGCCCCUAUGUUCGCCGCGCGACCUGGGGCUGCGGUCAAGGACAAGGAGUUUGAUGGGGCGGCUUGGGCGGCGAAACACGAUACCUCGUUCAAGGACCUAAUUGCGAAUGCGCGCAAGAGCAGACGGCAGGCAAAACCGAAGACGGAGGAGGAGACGGGCGACGGGUCAAGAGAAGGCUCUGGGACCGUUGGGUCUGGAGCUAUCGAGGGGCCAGGAGUCGAGGUCGCUAUGGUCGACCUAACAGAGCCAUCGAUAGACAACACAGAGGCCCAGGUGCAGGAGAAGGAGAAUACGGCGCAUACAGAUGGAAUCCAGGGACAUCACGAUCCCAACUCGGUGGGGGAGGUUGAGAUGGUAGCGCAGCCGCAACCUCCUUCGGCGACUUACUACUUGCAGGACGGCUUUUCAGAGCAGAUACCCCCGGUGGAACUUGGCGCGGAAAAUAGUCAGGAAGCGAGGUGA
This is a messenger RNA of Colletotrichum karsti, 1401 nucleotides long. Its product is annotated as DNA repair protein rad18. Gene Ontology annotation, molecular function: single-stranded DNA binding; ubiquitin protein ligase activity. The coding region runs from base 1 to 1401 and encodes 466 amino acids. Gene Ontology annotation, biological process: protein monoubiquitination; DNA damage tolerance. NCBI's taxonomy places the organism in Eukaryota, Fungi, Ascomycota, Sordariomycetes, Glomerellales, Glomerellaceae. The record is from RefSeq and is a predicted model, not a curated record. The transcript has 2 exons. Gene Ontology annotation, cellular component: Rad6-Rad18 complex; nucleus.